Messenger RNA from Coregonus sp. 'balchen', 21151 nucleotides. The record is from the annotation of a GenBank genome assembly. Lineage: Eukaryota; Metazoa; Chordata; Actinopteri; Salmoniformes; Salmonidae.
CAGAGUGGACUCUUCUUGUCAGAUCACAGUUUCCUGCCAUCCAGAACAGACAGACUGUCCACACCUGGAGUUCCAACCCCAGAUAUGAGGCUUCAUUCCUGGGAAGGGACUCACCGUCUCCUGCCUCUCCUGGUGCUCUUCUCGGUUCUCUUGUCCCACACUACAGCAGAGCAGCACUCAGACAGGAAGAGAUACUACUAUAUUGCUGCAGUGAACAUAGAUUGGGACUACACAUCUAAUGGACCACACAGGUAAAACUAAAACAACAUAUUUCAAUAGUUUUAUAUGAGAUUUCCUAUAUUCCUUUUUUUUUCUGUGACCUUUUUUCUUUGUGUUGGGUCCUGCAUGUGAAGUUGACUCUCUUUGGCCUCGCUAAGAGUAGUGUUAAUUCAAGUGUUUGGCACAUGCUGUUGACUACAUGACAGAUUUACUGAGUUGAUCUGGCUCUUGUCUUCUUGGAGGGUGUACCGUGUAAUUGUUUGAUCUGGUGUAUAGGUCAUGAUAGCACCACAGUGCUCUCUCACUUUUGUUCCACUGAAUGGAACAUGGGACAAAAUGAAACCUUACUGUUCUUUCUUUAUAUCAUUGUGUAUAUGUCAAGUAUCUCUAUCAAUUAUGUGAAGAUUACAGUCUGGUUAGAAGGCAAUAUUGUCCUCAUUGGAAAAAGUUAGGCUUUAAUAAUUAUGUUUUAUGUUUUAACGUAAACUCAAUACAUUUACAAUCUCCAGUCAAUUCAUUUUGACAAGUUCUUGAUUAUUAUCACCUUUAUGAUGUGAACCGAGACUGUGGAAUAUGAAAGGAUGUACAUCAUAAUUAUGUAUUUAACUUACUGAAUUAUGUGUAGAAUUUGUCUUUCUAUAUCAUCCACUGUGUGUUUAUCAUUGGGUCCUUUUCUGUUCAUUCACUAUUUGUGUUUUUCCAUUGUUGUCUAGGUCUGGCCCCUCCUAUAAGAAAGUGGUUUACAGGGAGUAUGAGGAGGGAUUCAAGCAGGCCAAGACCCAUCCUUCCUGGUUAGGUAAAUUAUGUUUAUGCUUUGGCGUUUUCACCGUUGUCGGGUAAAUGAUGUGUAGGGUCAGGGCUAUCCCACAUACAGUCUGUCUUUCAUUAGUGAAUGUUCCUGUUUCCCCAUACAGUCACAACCCCACCUCAAGUUCCAUCAUGACUGAUAAACACAAUAAACAUGGAAAGAUAGAUUUACUCCUUUCUGCAUGUACUGUAUGUGUGUCUUUCGGAGUGGUUGGAAUAAAGAGGAACUUACAUUUCCGUUGGACCUUCUUCUCCAUCUUCUUUUCUGACCGAAUGACAAUGUAUCAUGUUGAAUGAUGAAUUUAAUUUCUGUUAUAGCAUCAAUGGUGUGAAUUUAACUCUGAAAGUGUAAAAUGUACACUAUUGUCAAUGAACAUAUGAGUCCCACUGAACUGGUAUUAAAAUAAUAAUUUUGAAAGUGUUAAAGAUUUAACUCUGUUGCAGUGUUUCCCAUUUUACUUUUAAAAUGUUCAUAACACUUGAUUUGGUGUAAACUGGACUCCCUUUGCUUACUGCUGACUCUGUUACACUUUCUCAGUGUAAGGAAUUAACACCUGUAGUUUUACAGUAAAUCAUUUUUGGGUGUUGUUUAAAAACUGUAUGGUGUAAAGUCUAAUUUUCAUAUUUCCCAGGAUGCCUUUUCUUUUUGAGUAAAUUGUAGAGUUAACACCCAUGACUGUAUUUGUUAGUGACAGAGACAUGGUUGAUUAAUUAUUUCCUAUGGUUUUCACCAAGUGAGUUCCUGGGCAAAUGUUAUCAUUAAAAUGUAACUAUAACAAUACAUUACAUAUAUCAUAAGGCCUUACUUAUUGGCCUACUUGAUGGCCUAGUUUUACCCCAACACAGUGGUGUUAGGAAACUUCGGGUUUACAGGCCACAGCAGGCCUGCACGUCACAUUAUGCUGGCUUGCAAAGUGAUAUUUAAUACCUAUUGGAAUCCAGCCAGAGUUAAGAUAUCCAACAGUUGGAAUUUUUAUUCACCUGCGCCCUGCAUUCAGAAUGACUUUCAGGAUUAAGAGAUUUCAUGAAAAACACUACCUAAACCAUUUAUACUGGAACAACCAUUUCAGUAACAGGCACAAUACAUCUAACUGAUUGGAUUAGUUUAGAUUUUUUUUUUUAUUAUUUAUCUUUGUGUAGCAUAAGAUUAAGCACAGAUAUAUAUAUAUAUUUUUUUUUUAAAAACUGCAGUAGCAUUUUGGGAAAUAUGAUAAUGAUAGGUGUGGUUUUGAUGGGACUGUUUAAAUCUCCACAGUAUAAAACAAUAUCUCUGGUUAUUAACACCAACACUGAGUGUUAGUGUCACUCUUACAGUGUGAAUUUAACUCCCGAAUCAACAGUAUACAUUUUAUACUGAAAAAUAAACACUGGCCAAUUUGCUGUGUGUUAUAGCGCCUUUAGUCGCAAAGUGCUUUGCAUUGUAUGGGAUAAUAUGGAGUCCACCACCACUAAAUUGUAGAAAAAGUACUUUUUCUUCCAUGACUAACUACCAGGAAGUUCAAAGGACCGACUGAGUGGGUGGGGAGCUAUUAUUCAUGAGCUCUUUGAAACACCUAUGUCAAGGAACUUGGAUGCAGUGAGUAGUGUUGCAGUAAAAUCAUCAUGUACAUUUGGUGAUACACAAAGCAACUCAAACAUUGCAAUUGCAUAAUUUUUUUUAUACAUCUCCCAUUUGGCAUGUUUCUUGCGAUGUGGUUCACAGAAGCACUGACGUAUGUGUUGACUUGACAACUGCGUCAGAGUUUUGAACUACCCUUCCCUCCCUUUUGUUCCAAGUUGGCUGAAGACUAGCAAACACAGUAACUAGCAAACACCAAACACAGAUGAAACGGGAAACAUAUAAGUAUCUUUGCCAUAGAUGAACAGGGUAAACUUUUAUUUUGCUGACACCCUACAGUCAAAUUUUGACACCAGUAGAGUAGCUAUAGAGCUAUAUAAACCACUCCCCUCUGCAAAGACGCUUUCUCUGAUGUUGGUUACAAGGUGUUUGACAUAGGGGAGGGGACCAGUAACUUUUACAUCAAACUUUAUCAAUGUAGAAGCAACAGUCAUUUUCCAUACUUUGUUCAUCAUACUUGAUGAUAAAGCGAUUGUGGGGGCUGUUUUGUUAGACUUCAGUGUGGCUUUGACAUUAUCGAUCAUAGUCUGUUGCUGGAAAAACGUAUGUGUUAUGGCUUUACACCCUCUGCUAUAUUGUGGAUAAAAGACUUACCUGUCUAACAGAACACAGAGGCUGUUCUUUAAUGGAAGCCUCUCCAACAAAAUCCAAGUAGAAUCAGGAAUUCCCCAGGGUAGCUGUCUAGGCCCCUUACUUUUUUCAAUCUUUACUAACGACAUGCCACUGUCUAUGUAUGCGGAUGACUCAACACUAUACAUGUCAGCUCCCACAGCAACAGAAAUGACUGCAACACUUAACAAAGAGCUGCAAUUAGUUUCAGAAUGGGUGGCAAGGAAUAAGUUAGUCCUAAAUAUUUCAAAAACUAAAAGCAUUGUUUUUGGGACAAAUCAUUCACUAAACCCUAAACCUCAACUAAAUCUUGUAAUGAAUAAUGUGGUAAUUGAGCAAGUUGAGGAGACUAAACUCCUAGGAGUAACCCUGGAUUGUAAACUGUCAUGGUCAAAACAUAUUGAUACAACAGUAGCUAGGAUGGGGAGAAGUCUGUCCAUAAUAAAGCUCUGUUCAGCAUUCUUAACAGCAUUAUCAACAAGGAAGGUCCUACAGGCCCUAGUUUUGUCACACCUGGACUACUGUUCAGUCGUGUGGUCAGGUGUCACAAAGAGGGUCUUAAGAAAAUUGCAACUGGCACAGAACAGGACAGCACGGCUGGCCCUCAGAUGUACACAGAGAGCUAACAUGAAUAAUAUGCAUGUCAAUCUCUCCUGGCUCAAAGUGGAGGAGAGAUUGACUUCAUCACUACUUGUAUUUGUGAGAAGUAUUGACAUGUUGAGUGCACCGAGCUGUCUGUUUGAACUACUGGCACACAGCUCGAACACCCAUGCAUACCCCACAAGACAUGCCACCAGAGGUCUCUUCACAGUCCCCAAGUCCAGAACAGACUAUGGGAGGCGCACAGUACUACAUAGAGCCAUGACUACAUGGAACUCUAUUCCACAUCAAGUAACCCAUGCAAGCAGUAAAAUUAGAUUUAAAAAACAGAUAAAAAUACACCUUAUGGAACAGCAGGGACUGUGAAGCAACACAAACAUAGGCACAGACACAUGCAUGCAAACACACGAUAACAUACGCACUAUACACAUUCGUACACAUGGAUUUUGGGUUGUAGAUAUUUGGUAGUAGAGUAGGGGCCUGAGGGCACACACUUAAUAUGUUGUGAAAUCUGUUGUAAAUGUAUUUCAUGUUUUUAAAAAAUGUAUAACUGCCUUAAUUUUGCUGGACCCCAGGAAGAGUAGCCUUGGCAGCAGCUAAUGGGGAUCCAUAAUAAAUACAAAUACAAAUAAAUACAAAUACUUUGAUCUGGUUUCAUCCAAAUGUCAUCAUAUUUCAUGAAAAACAUGAUUUUGACUGUUCAGAAAAGUAACAGAAUUUAAGAAAAGUAACCAAAUUAGCAGCAAGGACAUCCCUCUCAACCAAUAUGUUUUUGUUGUUGUUGUGUUUUGCAGGGCUCCUUGGGCCCACCAUCCGUGGUCAAGAGGGAGAGACCAUCGUGGUCAUGUUCAAGAACAUGGCGGAUAGCCCUUACAGCCUCCACGCCCACGGGAUCGCUUACGGGAAGCAGUCAGAGGGUGGGUACCAACCAAUGAUGUCAUCUGUAUUAACUGGCCUAUCAGAGCUCAGUGGUGGCUACUUUUAAAUUGGGAUUUAUUUGACAGGUAUUCCCACUAAAUGUUCUCUUCCAGAAUUCUACAGAUAUCAUUUAUUAAAAUCUGUCGGAAAUGUCCAACAACUUACAGGGUUAGCCAUGGUUGGUGUCAUCAUGGCUGUGGUAGCUAUGUGGUAACAGUGAGGUAUCCUAUCCCAGACAGAUUCACCCAUCCUGUGGCCUAGACAGCCAUUGAUGUGGUUGGAAAAGGGGACUUGGAUGUUAUUCAUUCAGUUAAGUACACAUGUUAGGCAGUUAAGUACACAUGUUAGGCAACACAAGCAGCUGUGUUUGGCCUUUUCAUUAAUAUUAACCAGGACAGACAGAUUAACAUACCAGACAGUACUAAAGUCCAAAAGGAUACUCUCUAAAACCUGUGGAAAUCCAUGAUUUCCCCUAAUACAGCUUUGGGGGGGUUGAGAGAUGAGUUUUGUAAGUGCACAGGAUGUAGAAUUAUUACUCUUUAAUUAAUGCUUAACUCAAAAUUAAUUGUGACAUUGCAAGGUUAUGUAAUAUUGUAACAAGAUGGCAGUAAAUAGACCUCUUAAAUUCCCCAGAUUUUCCCUGAUUCUACUAUUUUUUAUUAAGAUGGUUUGCAUAUUUUGGAGAUCAGUCAUUUGUUAAAUGUUAACUGGGGUCACUGUAAAUUGUAAAUGUAUUUAGAGUAUAUGUGCAUCAGGCCAGGUGACCAAGUUUUAACCUUGUACAACAUCAAGACAAAUUCUGAUCAUUGAAUGGCAAUAAAGUUAUUUCUCUUUCUGCUUUAUUUCAUUAUUAUGAACCAAACAUGUCUCCCUUUAGGCUCCCUGUACUUUGACAACACGUCUCAGUUUGAGAAGGAAGAUGAUGCGGUGCCCCCUGGAGGUGAACACACAUACUACUGGGAGGUGACAUCAGACGUGGUCCCCCGGGCCGCAGACCCCUCCUGUCUUACCUACACCUACCUCUCCCACUUUGACAUUGUCCAGGAUUACAACUCAGGACUGAUCGGCACCCUGCUCAUCUGUAAAGCAGGUAUGUAAAUGUUAAUGUAAAAUGUAUGAGACAUAUUCCUGAUUUUUUUUGCUUCAAGUACCAAAACAUCCAUGUCAGUAAGUAACCAGAAAGAAAUCAACUGAACUACCCUUUGUACCUCCCUCCAGGUAGCCUUGACGUGUCUGGAGAACAGGUGUUGUUCCACCAGGAAUACGUCUUCCUCAUGGGGGUGUUGGAUGAGAGUAGGAGCAGGUACAAGCCAAAGAUGGACAGUGCCACUGCCACUCAAAGCCACAUCAAACACACCAUCAAUGGAUACACCAAUGGAUCAGUGCCAGGUCAGUCAAUCAGAUCUCAUCAUUCUGAGUUCUGCUGAUAUCUGCAGAUAAGGGUUGUUGUGCUUUAAGUAGUUUAGGUUGUCUGCUUUAGUUGUUCCAUCCCAGCUGGUUAUUUGUUGGAACUAUUGCUUCCACCUAAUCCUUACUCAGAUUCUAUAGUUAUAGGGCGUGUAGAGGGCUCAUUCCUGGUAUUUCAAAGUCUGUCCCCCUCCCCCUCCCCGUCUUCUCUCCAUCUCCUCCUCCUGUCUCUCCCUUCCCCCCAGGUCUGACUGUCUGCGCCCACACCUCUGUCAGCCUGCACCUGGUGGGGAUGAGUUCGGAGCCUGAGCUGUUCUCAGUGCACAUCAACGGGCAGGUCCUGCAGCAGGCCGGACAUCGGGUCUCCUCAGUGGGCCUGAUCGCUGGCACCGCCACCAGCGCCAACAUGACCGCCGUCAACACGGGCCGCUGGCUCCUCUCCUCACACACCAGCAAGCACCUGGAGGGUACGUGUCAAUGGCUUUACGUCAAAGGGUGCCAAAACAGUUAUUCGGCUGUCCCAAUAGAAUAACCCUUUUUGGUUCCAGGUAGAACUCCCUUGGGUUCCAUGUAGAACGCUCUGUGGAAAGGAUUUUACAUAGAACCGAAAAGAGUUCUACCUGGAACCAAAAAAAUGUUAUUUAAAGGGUUCUCCUUUGGGGACAUCCGAAGAACCGUUUUAGGUUCUAGAUAGCACAUUUUCUUCUAAGAGUGUAGCUAGUAUUAUAUUUGGUUAUGGGUUCUGAGAAUGUGUAUGGUGUGAGAUUUACUGUGAUGGACCGCAGAGCAGAUUUAAGUUUAUUCAGAUGUAUUGUAGUGUAUUGACAUUUUCAAAUGCACUUUGAAUCAAGUUUGAUUGAUUGAAUGUUUAAUGUUCUAUUCCCAACAUGUUAAAUCAACAUGACCCUCCUGAACAAACGAACUUCUCUGCUGUUGUAGCUGGUAUGCAUGGCUUUGUGGAAGUGAGGAGCUGCGAGGGCUUUAACCCUCCCAAACGUAAACUGACCCUCAAGCAGAAACGAGAGAGCCAGGAGUGGACCUAUUAUAUCGCAGCUGAGGAGGUUGUCUGGGACUACGCACCAAACAUGCCAGAAUACAUUGAUGGGUAAACAGCUAUACAGAUAUUUAUUGACUUACUCAUUUCACUUCACUUUAGCCCACAAUUAUUUAUCUAUCUAAACUUAAUUCAGCCAAUUUAGAAUUGGGAACAAAUUCAGCCUUAUACAGUAACAGAUAAUACCACCGUUGUAUUUGUGACAUGCUCGCCACUUUGACAUUCUCCAUUAAUCUGUUGACUAGUCUCAGUGUGACCUGACUUGCUGUGACAUCACAUCCUCUUCUCUUACUGUUCCUCUCAGGGACUUCAAGUUCAAGUACCUGAAGCAAAGCCCGGAGCGUAUAGGCCAGAAGUAUAAGAAGGCAGUGUACACGCAGUACAAAAAUGCCAGGUUCACUGAGAGGGCAGAGAACAAACAGAGGAAGAUGGAGGAGGGCAUCAUUGGCCCUGUCAUCAGGGCGCAGAUCAAUGAUGUCAUUAAGGUGAGACACAAAUGUUCUAUUUUCAUAUGCCCACUUUUUUCAUGUGCCCAAUUCUUAAGUUGUGUAAGAUGUGUAUUCUACCUUCUUCUCCAUGUAUGAACACUACACUGUGUGUCCACAAGUGUCUUUUGCCAGUGCCCUCUCAAGCAUCUUUUCCCCACAUUCACAGAUUGUCUUUAAGAACAUGGCCACACGACCGUACAGCAUCUACCCACACGGACUGACCAUCGACAAGGCAGCAGAGGGGGCCAACUACCCAGCAGGAGGUAACCAGACCCAUGGGGUUCAGCCUGGUGAGACGCAUAUCUAUGUGUGGGAGGUGAUCGAGGAGAAUGAACCUUUGGCAGGCGACUCGCAAUGCCUGACACGUAUGUACCACAGUGCAGUGAACACACCCCGAGACAUCGCCUCAGGCCUAGUAGGACCUCUGCUCAUCUGCAAGAGCCAGUCCCUCGACAAGAGGAAUGUGCAGGUACUACACUGAUACUACUUCUACUCAAUUACUAAUACAUUACUUCUAAGGACCAUGCAGGUACUAUACUAUACUACUGCUACUUCAUUACUACUACUGCACUACUAGAACAUUUUACUUCUACUACAUAUGUACUGGAACUGGCCUCUCUUCUCUACUAAUUUAAUUCAAUGUACUUUUACAGAUUUUGAUGUACAGUGUUAAAUGAAGCUUUGUCUCUGCAGCUGAAAUCAGACAAAGAACAGCAUGCCAUGUUUGCUGUUUUUGACGAGAAUAAGAGCUGGUAUCUAGAUGACAACAUUGCAUCGUACAGUGAAACAGCAAAGGUCAAGAAAGAAGACCCAGACUUCUAUAAAUCAAACAUUAUGCAUAGUGAGUAUCACUCCCCUUCACCAAUAAAAUUCAUACGUUAGAGACAGCAAUGGUCUGGUACAGCCAGAAGAGUAUUGAAAUUGAAAAAACUGAUCAUAUACUAAAUCUUUCCUCCUAUCUGGAAUGCACUCCACAUAGAAGAUUCACAUUCAUAAAAAUCAACUGCCUAUAACUGUCAAAAACUGUGCUUCAUAUACAGAAUAAUAAUUUUCUCAAAUUUGACCACUUCCUUUAUUGACUUAAAUGGUACCAUUUCCUCCCCCAGCGAUUAACGGUUACGUGUUCGAGAGUGGUCAGCUGCUGGGCUUCUGCAAUGGUGAGAUCGUGACAUGGCACGUGUCCAGUGUUGGAGUGCAGGACUACAUCCAGACUGCAACCUUCUACGGUCACACUUUCGACUUGAACGAUCACACUGAGGACUUCCUCAGCCUGUUCCCCAUGACUGGAGAGACCAUCACCAUGAACAUGGAUAACAUUGGUGAGUCAGCGGUUAAUGGGUUAACUGACCAUACACUCAACUCCCAAACCUCUAACCUCUAACCCUUGAUUCUACAAGAUACAAUAGAUAGGUUAGUGGUGAAAAUUGCAUUGCAAGCACAAUACAGGAUGAAGAUGAUGUAUUGUGUAUCUUUUUGUUAGGAUUCAAAGACUAAAUGUGGUCUGUUCCUAUGUUAGGUAUUUGGCUGCUUGCUUCCCUGAACUCCCAUGAGACCACCAAGGGGAUGCGUGUGAAGUUCAGAGACGUGGAGUGCUACCGAGACUACGUCUAUGAAUACGAAGACGAGACGGGGAUGGAGACGGAGACAGAGACGGGCAGAGACGGGACGAAGGGCAGUGCUGUCUUCUCCAUCUGGAAACCCAUGGAUAUCAACAAGGCCAAAGAGGAGGAUAAGAAGGAUGAGGUGAUAGAGAAAAAGAAAAAGGUGGAGAUUGACGAUUAUACAGCGGGCUGGGCUGAUUUGCUGGAUCUUAGGUCAAUCAAGAAAAAGACAAAUGAGACGGACGUGGAGAUGUUGGAUUUCUCUAUGUUCAACUACGAUAGCGUUGAUGUGCCCGAUCCCGAUGGAGACGCGAACGCAAACCCCACCUCAUCCUCUUAUGAUGCACCGACUAACACAUCAUUGGCUGAGAGGGAGCCGAUUGAUGGAGGCAACUUUACGAACAAGAGCAUCAUUGAGAAUGCAACAGAAGCGCUGAACUUUACUACAGAUCAGUUAGACUCAAGUCUUAACAGCUCCUCAAUGGCUGAGACAGAAGCAAAGAACAUAACAGUUCUUAACAACAGUUUAUCAAUUACAGACUUCAACAUCAUUUCAGGAAGUACCAAUAGUACAGCAGUUACAGCAACCGAAGCCUCACCAGGUCCGUUCAACAAUAGCUCAAAGGCUGAGAGAGAGAGAGUGAUACAAAUCAGAGGUGAUUGGACCACUGUGAAUAGCACCUCAAACGUUGAAGCAUUAGUGGAAGAGUUAGAGGAAAGGAUUACUCGAGGCGAUGUCUUCUCUUACUCUGUGCCUCUUUCCGACCCCUCUUUCAUCAGUACAGAAGAGAACAGGGGGACUGAUGGCAAGGAUAUUGUACUCCUGGGCAGAGAGCCUACAACUGCUUCAGCCAAUGAAAACGGUAAAGCUUCAAAUUCAUCUCUAAAUAUAACCAACCAAUCGGAGAGUGUGAUGAGUGCUGAAGUUGCAGAGUUAAUUUUUAUCCUAGUGGAAGAACACAACAUGACCAACUUUGACUUUGAAACUGAGGAAAGUGGUAACAUAACUGUGAACGGUUCAUUGCACACCAACACCACCACUGAGCAAGGAAAUGGUACCUAUUUCUUUGAAGCCACUUCUACAACUGACAACUCCAGCAGUGGGGUGCCACAAAAUGGCAAACAACCAUCAGACAUUGAAACAUUCUCUGACAUAGUGCCCAAACAAAAUGGUACAGCAAACACUUCUGGUUUGAACCACUGGAAUUCAUCAGAGGAGACUAGUUCUGAGAGUAAAAAGAACGUUACUGUGCCAGAUGUCGUGGUAGAGUUGUCCUCAGAAAGCUCAGAAUUCUCUAAUGAGACUACUGAUGCUAAUCCUGGUGCGGCCAACCUGUCACUGUCAACCAAUCAGCAGCCAGACAGCAGCUUGGAGGAGAUUCUAUCCCAGAGUUCCGAGAGCUCUAAGGAGGAAGUGGUAAUCUACCUGAGAAACAACAGGAGUGAGUUCAUCCGCACCAUCUCCGUUGACCUGCAGGGGGAGCACUGGGGCUAUGAGGGGACACUCGAGAUGGUCCCCAUGGAGAUGCCAGAUCACAUUACGAAAUAUGUUGGAAACGAGCUCCUAGAUCCGCCAAAUACAUUGGAACCAAGCCCAAAUCCGGAAACGCGGAAACCCAACAUCAAGGUCGUCCACCGCAGACAAAGACCCCGUAAGGGCUAUGCCAUGAAAACCAAGAAGAAGAAGGAGUACAAGCCCCAGCGUCCAAGAGGCCGCAGUUUCUCCCCCAGGGGGUUCAAACCCCCUCCCAUCACCGGUAUAACCCCCAGAGGGACCCGACCCAUUUCCAGCGAGGAGGACUUCUCAAACAAAGCCAUUGUGAUCGGCGUGCCACGACCCGACUUCAGCGACUAUGAGAUUUAUGUCCUGAAUGAGGGCGGUGAUGACCCGGAUGACGUCCUAGACAUGGCAGCGGUUAGUGCUGCAGAGGAGUAUGAGUACGUCGACUACAUUGACCCAUACAAAGAGAAGGAGGACAUGCAGGACCUAACUCUGGAUGAGAAUGCAAAAUAUUUCCUAAAAAUGGCGGGAGAUAACGUGAGGACAUACUUUAUUACCGCAGAGGAGGUGCAGUGGGACUACGGGGGCUACGGACAAAGGUAAGGACAAAAUAGGGGAUAGGGCUGAGGUCAGGGAUGUAUUGGGCAAAUGUAAUGUCUCUUGUUUAUUGUUCUAUGUGCUCAAAUUAGAAUUUUCUGACUGGAAUUAUACAUACCUUCUUUUUUGUUCAAUAAAACCUUUGUCUUUCGUCUCUCCCACAACAGGAGGCAUGAUAAGCCAGAGAAAACCGACAGGCCUACAAGAUUCUCCAAGGUAGUGUUCCGAGGUUACCUGGACAGCACGUUUAGCACGCCGGACAUCCGAGGAGAGAUGGACGAACACCUGGGCAUCCUGGGGCCAGUCAUCAAGGCAGAGGUUGGACAGACCAUAAUGGUAAGACAGGAAACCCUGAGGGCAGAAAACCUAACUACCUUUUGCUAACUUUUGCAUGAAUCUACUGUAGGUGAGUUGUGCCCAUGAUCAUGAAUAAUGGACCAUCUAAUCAAACUGAUGUUACUGGUCUGUAGGUAUGAAGGUAUUUUUCAGGAAAUUAAAUGUGUGUCCUUGGUCUGUAGGUAUUUUUCAGGAACCUGGCCAGCCGCCCGUACUCCUUGCACGCCAAUGGGGUUUCCUACACCAAGCAGACAGAGGGGUUGUCCUACGAGGACGAGUCCAAGCACUGGUACAAGUAUGACAACGAGGUCCAGCCCAACACAACAUACACGUACCUCUGGAAGGUCAACGCCAAUGUCGGGCCCACCGGAGACGAGUCUGACUGUCGCACCUGGGCCUACUACUCUGGGGUUAACCCUGUGAGUAAACACUUACCUUCUCAAAUCAAAUCAAAUUUUAUUGGCCACAUGCGCCGAAACAACAGGUGCAGACAUUACAGUGAAAUGCUUACUUACAGCCCUUAACCAACAGUGCAUUUAUUUUUAAUAAAACAGUAAAAUAAAACAACAACAAAAAAGUGUUGAGAAAAAAAAGAGCAGAAGUAAAAUACAAUUACAGUAGGGAGGUUAUAUAUACAGGGGGGUACCGGUGCAGUCAAUGUGCGGGGGCACCGGCUAGUUGAGGUAGUUGAAGUAAUAUGUACUGUUCUGAUGGUUUAGUUAACAUAGCUGAUACAACAUCACUAUUUUCUAUGUAUAGUCCCUUUUGUGCUUCUAAGAUAUUUCAUGUGACAACUCUGUGUUGACAUGUGAUGUCUUGUCCUCUGAGGUACCUCCUACACUAACCUGGUGUGUCCUUGUGAUCUGUUGAGAGAUAUUCCAAUAAUCUAGUGUUUGAUUGUUUGUUAUUGCUCAUCUCAUUCAGGAGAAAGAUAUAAACUCUGGUCUGAUUGGGCCAUUGCUGGUGUGUCGUAAGGGCACUCUUAGCAGGAAGGCAGUGGACAUGAGGGAGUUCAUGCUCCUCUUCAUGACCUUCGAUGAGUCCAAGAGCUGGUACUACGAGAAGAACCAUGAGAUAGUGCAGAGGAAGAACAAACGAGCCAGGGUGAUGGAACCUGACUUCAGAGAUAACCUCAAAUUCAGCGGUAGGCACCUUCUAAUCUAACAAAAAUGUGACUAAAUGAUAGGUGAUGGUAGGAUAACUGACUAGUGGGUCAUGGCUGGUCCCUCCUGGAUCAAGUCUUGAUUUUAGAUUUUUUGUUGUAAAAUCAAGGUAUGAGUAAUGAACAACAGAGACAAAAUAACAAAACAGAGAUUGUGUAAUCAUACAUUUCUUGUGGGGUUGUGUGUAUGUGUGGGGGGGGGGGCAGCCAUCAACGGAAUCAUCUUCAGUCUGAAGGGUCUGAGGAUGUACACUAACCAGACGGUCCGCUGGCACCUCUUCAACAUGGGCUCUCCCAGAGACCUCCACAGUGUCCACUUCCACGGCCAGACCUUCCUCCACAAACAGACCAGGGACCACACCCAGGCUGUCUACCCACUGCUGCCUGGUGAGAAUUUUACUGAAUGGAUGGAUGGAUGGUUUACAUGUUUUGUCACAUUUAUGUGACCCAUCCCUACUGUUGGGGCAAAAUGGUUCUAAUGCUAUGUAAAUGCUUGAGUUUAAAAGUAUUAUAUGUACUGUAUGUAUUUGAGUGGAAAAACACUGUUGUUUAACUUAGUCACGUAGGCUGUGAGAACUGAUUAGAACCUGUUCUUGUUUGUACAAUGCUUUAAAGAAGUGGAGCCAAGUCGGCUCUCUCUAUCUCUCGUAUAAACUUGCCUCCCCAUAGGAGAGGCAAGCAGCUUUUUGUAUAGAAGAAGUAUAUAAUGACAGUGUGACUGUAUCCUUUGAGUUCCUCUCCGGUUUAUCCUGAGUGUGAUCCUUGCAAUUGCUUGAAUAAACUCUUAUUAACUGGAUAAUGACCCCUACCUGAUCAUUGGAAAGAGUUUUCCUCAACACUACUAAUCUGCUCUGGUUUUGUUUCCCAGGGGGCUUUGCGACUCUGGAGAUGUUGCCGUCCAAGCCUGGGCUGUGGCAGCUGGAGUCAGAGGUUGGACUCUCCCAACAGAGGGGGAUGCAGACCCUCUUCCUGGUUCUAGAUAAUAGUACGACCCACUCAAAAGCACUUAUGCUUAUGGUACCACUUUCUCAAUGCCACAUGUUACAUCAAAGGUGUGAUGUCCAUCUCAACUCCUAGAGAGUCAUUUUUACUGCUAGUGUCAAUGCUUUUUGAGUGAAUUGAUUCAAGCCAAGUCAUAUCAAUAGUCAUUAUCCCAAAGAAUCAAUCCCAUAAUAAAAUCUAUUUUUGUGUGUUUUCCAGAGUGUUACCAUCCACUGGGUCUAAUUUCUGGGAGCGUCAAAGACAACCAGAUCACAGCGAACGACAAAAGAGGUAUCCCUCCACUCAGUAUCCCUCUGUCCCGCAUACCUCCACUCUGUAUCCCUCCACCCACCAGAUGUUGACUGUAAGUCGCUUUGGAUAAAAGCGUCUGCUAAAUGGCAUAUUAAUUAAUUAUUAAUUAAUCAGAAAUAAUACUGCCAACUGACAUUUGAUUAUUGACUUUAACUAGCUUCCCAAACUAGAUGUCCUUCCGCAAUGCUUUUACUUUUACUGCUGAAAAGCAACAUCCCAAGUAUAAAUACAGGAAAGUACACACACUAAAGGAUAAAAAAAUGUUUUGAACAAAAUAGUGUUUUUUAGACACAACUGCAAACUUCAAGGAGUUGGUCUGACGUCAAUCCGUGAUGUCAUCGGCCUUCCCCCUUGCUUGAGGAACAAUAGAUAACAAAAGAGGAAUUGCCCACUAUGCUAUGCCAUGACAUACCUGGACCACCUAUUGAGAUCUGCCUUUUGUUAAGUAAAUCAGGUGUUAACCUUUUACUGCAGUGGGCUAAAUCAGGGUCAUACUUAGUAGUCUUAAACAAAUCUACUUUGAAACAAAAGUGAACAUCUCACACACAUGGUUAUGGGCUUAAAAAGAAGAAGAUGUCAAAUAUGGAGUUGAAAUGCAUAACAUUUUGAGUUUGCAUCCCAAUAUUACACUUGAUAUACAUCACAUAAGACUGAAAUGUAACAAAACCGUUUGAAACAGAAACACCAGAUUUUCUGCGUUUUAUUUUAUUUUAUGUUUAUUAAUGAUGAAAUUAUGAAAAAUAUUAAUAACAUUCCACCCAUGAGGCCACUAGGUCAUUUGACUGCAGGAAAGGGCUACGUGAGGUGAAAAGGAGACUGGAGUGCCACUUUAACAGUUGCAGUGUUUUACCCAGAGGAUGCUGGUUGGAGGAGCUAUAGGAGGAUGGACUCAUUGUAAUGGCUGGAAUGGAAUAAAUGGAAUGGUAUCAAAAACAUAAAACAUAUGGAAACCACAUGUUUGACUCUGUUCCAUUCAUUCAAUUCCAGACAUUACAAUGAGCCUAUCCUCCUAUAGCUCCUCCCACCAGCAUCCUCUGGUUUCACUCUCUAACUAACUUAUUUCUCCUUAUGCAGGCUACUGGGAGCCCCAUCUGGCCAGACUGAACAACCAAGGCAAAUACAAUGCAUGGAGUACAGACAAGACAGGCAGCUGGAUACAGGUACAUAACCUCACCUGCCAGGGAAUACAUGUGGUGUCUGCAAUAUUAUGUAGCUGGUGAGCAGUGAGAAUGUAUUCCUCAAAGUUGCCUACAGGUGGGAGCAUAAUCAUAUCAUUACAGCGUCUUUGUGGGGAUGCCCUCUGUUGAUGGCGUCGGAGAAAUGGCGCCGGAGAGGAUGGCUGCCGUUUUACAGCCCUCUAACCAAUUGUACUAUUAUGUGUGUUUUUUCGCGUUAUUUGUAAUUUAUUCUGUACAUAAUGUUUCUGCCAUCGUCUCUUAUAACCAAAAAGAGCUUCUGGAUAUCAGGACAGCGAUUACUCACCUCGUAUUGGACGAAGAUUUUUUCUUCAACGAGUCGGACGCGAAGGAUAUCCUACAGACACCCGACAAGGCCCAAAUCCCCGUCAUUCACAGGAGAAAGAUACGGAGAUAUCGUGGACGUAGGUCAGGGUGCCUUGUAAGGAUCCGACGGCGAGCGAGUAAACUGCCUCUUCCAUCAAUCCUAUUAGCCAAUGUUCAAUCAUUUGAAAAUAAAUUAGAUGACCUAAGAUCACGGUUAUCUUACCAACGGGACAUUAAAAACUGUUAUAUCUUAUGUUUCACCGAGUUGUGGCUGAACGACAACAUGGACAACAUACAGCUGACGGGAUAUACGCUACAUUGGCAGGAUAGAACGGCUGACUCCGGUAAGACAAGGGGUGGGGUCUGUGUAUAUUUGUAAACAACAGCUGUUGCACAAAAUCAAAUACUAAGGAAGUCUCGAGGUUUUGCUCGCCUGAGGUAGAGUAUCUGUAAGCUGUAGACCACACUAUUUACCAAGAGAGUUUUCAUCUAUAUUUUUCAUAGCUGUCUAUUUACCACCACAAACCAAUGCUGUCAUUAAGAUUGCAGUCAAUGAGCUGUAUAAGGCCAUAAGUAUAUAGGAAAACGCUCAUCCAGAUGCAGCGCUCCUAGUGGCCGGGGACUUUAAUGCAGGGAAACUUAAAUCCGUUCUACCUAAUUUCUACCAGUAUGUUAAAUGUGCAACCAGAGGAAAAAAAACUCUAGACCACCUUUGCUCCACACACAGAGACGCAUACAAAGCUCUCCCUCGCCCUCCAUUUGGCAAAUCUGACCAUAACUCUAUCGUCCUGAUUCCUGAUUAUAAGCAAAAACUAAAGCAGGAAGCACCAGUGACUCGGUUAAUAAAAAAGUGGUCAGAUGAUGCAGAUGCUAAGCUACAGGACUGUUUUGCUAGCACAGACUGGAACAUGUUCUGGGAUUCUUCAGAUAGCAUUGAGGAGUACACCACAUCAGUCAAUGGCUUCAUCAAUAAGUGCAUCGAUGACAUCGUCCCCACAGUGACAGGACGUACAUACCCCAACCAGAAGCCAUGGAUUACAGGCAACAGCCGCACUGAGCUAAAGGGGUAUAGCUGCCGCUUUCAAGGAGCGGGACUCUGACCCGGACGCUUAUAAGAAAUCUCGCUAUGCCCUCCGACGAACCAUCAAACAGGCAAAGAGUCAAUACAGGACUAAGAUUGAAUCGUACUACACCGGCUCUGACGCUCGUCGGAUGUGGCAGGGCUUUAAAACUAUUACAGACUACAAAGGGAAGCACAGCCGUGAGCUGCCCAGUGACACAAGCCUACCAGACAAGCUAAACCACUUCUAUGCUCGCUUCGAGGCAAGCAACACUGAAGCAUGCAUGAGAGCACCAGCUGUUCCGGAUGACUAUGUGAUCACGCUCCCCGUAGCCAAUGUGAGUAAGACUUUUAAGCAGGUCAACAUUCACAAGGCCGCAGGGCCAGACGGAUUACCAGGACGUGUACAUGUGCUGACCAACUGGCAAGUGUCUUCACUGACAUUUUCAACAUGUCCCUGACUGAGUCUGUAAUACCAACAUGUUUCAAGCAGACCACCAUAGUCCCCGUGCCCAAGGACACUAAGAUAACCAGCCUAAAUGACUACCGACCCGUAGCACUGACGUCUGUAUCCAUGAAGUGCUUUGAAAGGCUGGUCAUAGCUCACGUCAACAUCAUUAUCCCAGAAACCCUAGAUCCACUCCAAUUUGCAUACCACCCCAACAGAUCCACAGAUGAUGCAAUCUCUAUUGCACUCCACACUGCCCUUUCCCACCUGGACAAGAGUGACACCUACGUGAGAAUGCUAUUCAUUGACUACAGCUCAGCGUUCAACACCAUAGUGCCCUCAAAGCUCAUCACUAAGCUAAGGAUCCUGGGACUAAACACCUCCCUCUGCAACUGGAUCCUGGACUUCCUGACGGGCCGCCCCCAGGUGGUAAGGGUAGGUAACAACACAUCUGCCACGCUGAUCCUCAACACGGGGGCCCCUCAGGGGUGUGUGCUCAGUCCCCUCCUGUACUCCCUGUUCACCCAUGACUGCAUGGCCAGGCACGACUCCAACACCAUCAUUAAGUUUGCCGACGACACAACAGUGGUAGGCCUGAUCACCGACAACGAUGAGACAGCCUAUAGGGAGGAGGUCAGAGACCUGGCCGUGUGGUGCCAGGAUAACAAUCUCUCCCUCAACGUGAUCAAGACAAAGGAGAUGAUUGUGGACUACAGGAAAAAAAAAGAGGACUGAGCACGCCCCCAUUCUCAUCGACGGGGCUGUAGUGGAACAGGUUGAGAGCUUCAAGUUCCUUGGUGUCCACAUCACCAACAAACUAUCAUGGUCCAAACACACCAAGACAGUCGUAAAGAGGGCACGACAAAGCCUAUUCCCCCUCAGGAGACUGAAAAGAUUUGGCAUGGGUCCUCAGAUCCUCAAAACGUUAUACAGCUGCACCAUCGAGAGCAUCCUGACUGGUUGCAUCACCACCUGGUAUGGCAACUGCUCGGCCUCCGACCGCAAGGUACUACAGAGGGUAGUGCGUACGGCCCAGUACAUCACUGGGGUCAAGCUUCCUGCCAUCCAGGACCUCUAUACCAGGCGGUGUCAGAGGAUGGCCCUCAAAAGUGUCAAAGACUCCAGCCACCCUAGCUUCUCAACAGCUUCUGCCCCCAAGCCAUAAGACAACUGAACAGCUAAUCAUUGCUACCCGGACUAUUUGCACUGCCCCCCCCCACCCCCACCCCACCUUUUUACGCUGCUGCUACUCUGUUAAUUAUUUAUGCAUAGUCACUUUAACUCUACCCACAUGUACAUAUUACCUCAACUAACCGGUACCCCCCUGUAUAUAGCCUCCCUACUGUUCUUUUAUUUUACUUCUGCUCUUUUUUUCUCAACACUUUUUUGUUGUUGUUGUUUUAUUUUACUUUUUUAUUAAAAAAUAAAUGCAUUGUUGGUUAAGGGCUGUAAGUAAGGAUUUCACGGUAAUGUCUACACCUGUUGUAUUUGGCGCAUGUGGCAAAUAACAUUUGAUUAGAUUAGAUUUGAUGUGGGGUCACAUGAGUGUCAUGCCUUGGGCCCUGAGUAUUUCCUGACCCUGUAAACCUGAUAGGCGAGGUUUAUGUGUCUCAACUUAUGCCUGGGUGGUGAUACCCAUUUGGUGACACCUGUAGUGAUGCCUACUGUGACAAUUGACCUGUAGGUAGACUUCCAGAGGCCCGUGGUGAUCAGUCAGGUAGCGACACAAGGCGCCAAACAGAUGUUCUCCUCCCACUACAUGGUCAACUACACCAUAUCCUACAGCACGGACAAGAAGAAGUGGAUCUACUACAAGGGAGACAGCAACGAGUUUAGGAUGGUGAGGAGUACACCUAUAGAACAGCAGGGUUGGAGAGCAAUGGAAUACAUGUAACGGGAUUAUGUAUUUUCAUUCUAACAUUGCUGUUAUUAUAGUUAUAUGUAUUGCGUUAUAUUUACAUUUUCAAAAAUCAGAGAUACUUCUGGUAAUAUUAAAUUAUACUUUUGAUAGAUACUUUCAAAUGUGUUCAUUGCUAUGACUGCUAAAUAUACAGAGAAACAGUACAUAUGACUAUAAAUGUAUUUAAUCCAAAUGUUGUUCUUCCAUUCUCCAGACGUUCACCGGUAACAAGGAAGCUCAUCAGGUGAAGGUCAACACCUUCUUCCCUCCCCUGAUUGGUCGGUUUAUCAGACUUCACCCUCUCCACUCGUACAACUCGCCCAUGGUCCGCAUGGAGUACUAUGGCUGUGAGCUGGACGGUGAGCGAUGAUGAUGAUGUUGUAGUCUCCCGAGAGGCGCAGUGGUCUAAGGCACUGCAUCGCAGUGCUAGCUGUGCCACUAGAGAUCCUGGUUUGAAUCCAGGCUCUGUCGUACCCGGCCGCGACCGGGAGACCCAUGGGGCGGUGCACAAUUGGCCCAGGGUAGGGGAGGGAAUGGCCGGCAGGGAUGUAGCUCAGUUGGUAGAGCAUGGCGUUUGCAACGCCAGGGUUGUGGGUUCGAUUCCCACGGGGGGCCAGUAUGAAAUUAAAAAAUAUAUAUAAUAAUAAUAAUGUAUGCACUCACUAACUGUAAAUCGCUCUGGAUAAGAGCGCCUGCUAAAUGACGUAAAUGUAAAAUGUAAAUGUUGUUGAUAAUGAUGAUGGGUAGCAUUCCUACUGUUUAAUGUAUGAUAGCAUCCAAGCCUAUGUUUGAGCACAAAUAUUUUCCAAUAAACUUACAAUAAAGUGAAUGUAAUCUAAUUCCCUCCAUCAGGUUGCUCAGUGCCCCUGGGUAUGGAGAGCAGGCGGAUAGAGGACCAUCGUAUCACUGCCAGCUCUACAGCCUCCAGCUGGUACUCUGGUUCCUGGCAAGCGUCACUGGCACGACUCAACACACAGGGCACCAUCAACGCAUGGCAGGCCAAGGUACGAUAACACACACAGAUCCACGUAGGCACAUGUGCACACACACAUAUGGACAAACUAAUGUGGGCACACUCACCAUUCCAGGUCAGUCAUCCCUCUGUCCCCCCCUGUCCCUCCCCAGAAUAACAACAUGAACCAGUGGCUGCAGGUGGAGCUGGCCCAGGUAAAGAAGAUCACAGGUAUCAUAACGCAGGGGGCCAAGUCCCUGAGCAAGGAGAUGUACGUCAUCUCCUACACUCUGGAGUACAGCGAUGAUGGACUAUACUGGAUCAAGUACACUGAUUUUGAUGACAACGUGUCAAAGGUAGGAUUGUCAGGCAAAAGGGUUAUGCGAUGGUAUUAAGAGUUGGUAUAGAGGGUUAUUUUACAGUCCUGCUGUUAAUUCUUUAUCCAAGCUAUGUUAUUGCUAAUAAGUAUUAAUCUGAUAUUAUUAUUACAUGAAGAUUUCAAAAUACUGACUGUCUUCCACUCACCCAGCAGAAUUUCCCCGGCAACACGGAUAACAACGGCCAUGUGAAGAACUACAUCUAUCCUCCCAUCUUCUCUCGUUUUAUCAGAGUCAUCCCUCAGAGCUGGAAGAACUCCAUCACUCUCAGGAUAGAACUGCUGGGUUGUGACUUUGAAUGAGGGACACACACAUCCAAGAUGCAAGAAUCUUGGGUGUGUGUGCAAGAAUCAAAUUUCUACUUUCACGCACAUCCAAAUGUCAGGUGCGUGCAGUAACCCAAACUAUCACAUAAAUUAUGAAUUGAUGUCAAAGGGAAAUUUGAGGGAAAUUUGAGUUAUGUGCACAUUUCUCAGAUUGGGAUUCAGCGCUUCGCUCAUAUAGGAUAAAGACAAUAAUACUGCUUUAUACAUGAGAAAGUUGCAUAAAGCUCAGCAGAUAGUAAAAUACAUAUUGCAGUAUGUCAUCUUUAUACUUUGUAUUUUGUAUCAUAAUUGAACAUGAAUGUAAUGUAAAUAAUGUAAGUAGUACUCAGAGUAUUUAAUUAGUUUUUGCCAAUAAAAAAAUAUAUUGUUGCUCAUA